AUGACGAAGAAAUUAUUAAUUCGUGUUUUGUCUUAUUUAAGGGAUAACGACAAAAAUAACAAGGAGAACGUUGACGAAGAAGAAGUAACAUUGAAGGAGGAAUGUUUGAACAUGGCUGAAAAUCUUGUAGUAUGUAGAGGCUGCCUCGCAACUAAUACUAAACUGUACGAGUUACAUGAAAACAAUCUAAAAGAUUUGUUUAGAGAGGUCGUCGGAAGCCCGGUUGAAUAUAUCAAUGAAUCCGCAGACGAGAAACCGUUUGUCAAACUUGUGUUCUUUGAAGAAUCACCCAAAGAUGGGAUCGAAUUGGAUGACGUUUGCAACGAGUACAUAGUUGAGACCGAAGAUGUUGUCACCAGCGAGACGGACUUGAUCACAACAACAAAAUUAGAUGAACCAGACAAAGUUGACAAACCACCCAAGAACUCCUGGUGCAUAUACUGUGGGGAAUCAUUUUUGAACGACGUCGGACUUAGAAAUCACAAGCGGAAGGCUCAUUUUGAUCUGCCAACGACUCAGUUUUCUUGCGAUUCGUGUGACAUUUCUUUUUUAAACGCUGAAGCUUUACAGUUACAUGUGGACAACAUCUGUUUCAAUUCUGCCAACUGUUGUGUGCAUUGUGGUGAUAGUUUUGAAAGUGAAAUGUAUCUGAAAUUCCAUAUACUCCAAAUGCAUAGGAAAGUUAACAGGAACAUGAUGAAAUGUGACACUUGUUACGCUGAGUUUGAUACUACUAAAGCUCUCAGUACACAUUUGAGUUUGACAAACGGUGAUUGUAGAGGUUUGAGCUCGUGCCUGCAAUGUGGGGAGAGCUUUAUGACAACUAGUUUGAUGAAGAAACAUGUCGCAGACAGUCAUCUGAACGUUUAUGACUGUCAGAAGUGCGAGGAGAGUUUCCCCACGAUAUACACGUACGGCAAACACUUCGAGGCGGCUCACAUGGUGGACAAGAACCGGCGCCCGAGCCGCCUCACGGGGCCCAAGAAGUGGGGCGUCGUGUCCGUGGCCGGGGCCAGGGUUAUUGCGGGCGGGGACGCGGCCACCGCCGAUACCGUGGCCGUCUGCGAGUACUGCGGCCAGAUAUGUACCGUGAGUGUUUAG
Diatraea saccharalis (sugarcane borer) is the source of this 1101-nucleotide messenger RNA. Lineage: Eukaryota; Metazoa; Arthropoda; Insecta; Lepidoptera; Crambidae. The record is from the annotation of a GenBank genome assembly.